CCGUCAGGCGUGCUGCCACGUCCACGUGAUCAAAACAAGCUUUCGUUUAAAAAAUUUUUUCUUUUGCUUCACCGUCUGAUUCCGCAUGUCAUCGAAAACAAUAUUAAACAUAGAUCCUUAUUAUUUAUUUGUUAUGUCCUAUUAUCUUUCCAAAAUCGUGAAGAACGUCAGAUCUCCUAAGAAAUGGCUGAUUUCCAUCGUCAUGUAUUUCUACCGUUGGUUUACCGGUUAUCUGACAGAUCGGCUGUUCGGGAUCGUGAAUAUGUUCGGCCGAAAAUCGUCUGCAUUACCGCCAGUACAGAAUCCGUUGCUGCUAGAUUCGGCAUUAAGUCUAGCAGCCAAAAUUAGAAAGAAACAGGUGAGCUCUGCAAGCGUUGUGAAAGCCUAUCUUCAUCGAAUCGAGCAAGUGAACCCGCUCAUCAAUGCCGUCGUCGACCAGCGGGGAGCAGAGGCUCUGGCGGAGGCCAGUUCCAUUGACGAACUCAUCGCAUCUGGUGAGAAAAGUGAAAAGGAGCUGGAACGGGAGAUGCCUCUGUUGGGCGUCCCCUUCACUGUCAAGGAGGCCAUCAGCGUGGCCGGUUUGUUAUUUACCACUGGAGUUGUAAGUCGUCGAGGCAUGCGCGCAACCGAAGAUGCUGAGGUCAUUCGACUACUGAGAAAGGCUGGGGCCAUUCCGAUCGCCGUCACUAACACUAGCGAGCAAUGCUUCUGGAUGGAGACCUUUAAUAAUCUGUAUGGCAGGACCAAUAAUCCGUACGACCUAAGACGGACGGCAGGAGGAAGUAGUGGUGGCGAAGGGGCUCUUCUGGCAUCUGCAGGAUCAGUCAUAGGAGUCGGCAAUGACAUUGGUGGAAGCAUUCGAAUGCCUUCCUUUUUCAAUGGCGUUUUCGGUCACAAGCCAUCUAGAGGUAUUGUGCCAAACAGAGGUCAUUUCCCUCCUACAGAACACGUUCUGCAGCAGUAUAUCGGGACAGGACCCAUGUGUAGAUACGCAACAGAUCUUAAAACGAUGCUCAGAGUCAUGGCAGGACCCAAUGUCAAUCUCUUGCAACUGGACAAGAAGGUAGCUAUGAAAAAUCUAAAGGUUUUCUAUAUGGAAUGCGACGGAGAUGGAAAUUUUACUCUUCCCGCAGCUACUGGAGUGAAAAACGGCGUAAGAAAAGUGGUUUCUCAUUUCCGCAAAAUAUGCGAUGUCCCUCCACAAAGAGUACAAAUACAUGGUCUCAAGCAUGGCUUCAAAGUGUGGGCUCACGCCGUAUCCGCCAAAGUUGCCAAUGUCGCCACAGUGGAAUCUAGAGUGUUUGGCGACGAUCCCAACGUCAAUGUUUGGAAAGAAUUGUUUUUCAGUCUCUUUGGCUGGUCUGAUUACUCCUUCCCUGUCGUGGUAACCGUUAUUGUUGAAAAGUACUUGGCUCCAAAGGAUAAAUCCGUUGCUGAACCCUUCAUUCGCAUUCAAAGACAAAUGGAGAAAGACUUCCAGAAUCUUCUUCAGGAUGAUUGUGUCUUCAUUAUGCCAACCAUGCCAGAGCCUGCAGCCUUUCAUUACGCCAAUAUCUUGCGUGCCCAGAAUUGUGGGUAUGUUGCAGUGUUCAAUGUUCUUGGACUACCAGCUACAAGUUGCCCUGUUGGCCUGGACGAUAAUGGAUUGCCGGUCGGAGUCCAAGUAAUCGCAGGACUGAGGAAUGAUCAUUUGAACAUGGCAGUAGCGAGAGAAUUAGAGAGAGAAUUCGGUGGCUGGAUUUGUCCUGGCCCUAUUGUAGGCUAAUUACACUGUAUUUGUUGAUAAAUAUAAUGAAAUUUUUUUCUGAGCAGCCAAACUUUGUUACUUGUUACGUAUCUUGUUGACAUUUGUAACAAAUUAAAUUGAAAAUAAAUUAAUUAGGGAUUAUAA
This is a messenger RNA of Argiope bruennichi, 1891 nucleotides long. Its product is annotated as fatty-acid amide hydrolase 2-like. The record is from RefSeq and is a predicted model, not a curated record. The coding region runs from base 86 to 1765 and encodes 559 amino acids. The transcript has 7 exons. NCBI's taxonomy places the organism in Eukaryota, Metazoa, Arthropoda, Arachnida, Araneae, Araneidae.